UUUAAAUAUUAUUUGUACUAUAUUUCAAUUUUUAAACAUACUUAAGAUUGUUCAUAAAAUUUGACUUUAUUAAACUCUUAUAAAUAGUUUAUAAUAUGCCAAUUUGUUAUAAUGGAAUCUGAGAAAACUGAUUCUGCAGAAGUUGAGCUGACUUCUGACAGAUUUGAUGAUUUGGAUAUCGACGAUAAGACUAAAAAAGUUUUAAAGAGCAAAGGAUAUGUAUACUUGACAAAAGUACAGAGUAAAGUCCUUCCCUUAGCACUUUCAGGGAAGAAUCUGGUUAUCCAAUCACCAACUGGAUCAGGGAAAACACUUUGCUUCCUAUUACCGACAGUGAAGCAUUUGUUUGACGAGGGAUACAGCGGGAACCUACCAAUAGAUGCUAACCUUUUAGGAUGUAUUUGUUUAGCACCAACUAGAGAAUUGGCAAGUCAAAUAGCAUUACAGAUGAAGGACUUAGCAAACCCUCUAAAGCUUAACUCAGGAUGCUGUAUAGGAGGAGUUAGAGAUAAAUACGAUAAGAAAAACGCCAACAGACUUCACAUCUUGACUGGAACACCAGGAAGAAUACUGGCGCUUUUAAGUAGCCAAUCGUUACCGGAGACUCACAAUAUUAAAAUUUUAAUAAUGGAUGAGGCGGAUAGAUUAAUCGAUGUUGGAUUUCGAGAUGACAUCAUAAGCAUAGUUGAUUUCUUGCCAACCGAUAUACAAUUUCUGUUUUUUAGUGCCACCAUAAAGUCAUCGUUAAAGGAGCUCUGUGAUUUAUUGUUAAAGGACGUCAGCUAUGAACUUGUGUGUUUAGGGUCAGAUUCCGAUGGAAUUUCAGAGUCUAAUUUAAGGCAGGAACUGGUGUUGAUGAGUCCUAAACUGAAGUUUUCAGCUCUUUUUUACAUCCUGUCCAAAAACCAAAACAAGAGAAUUAUAGUGUUUCUAUCCACUUGUAAGCUGGUUAGGUUUGCCUACGAAGUUUUCAAACGACUUAUUCCAGCUGUCCCAAUGACUGAACUCCACGGAAAACAGAGCCAAAACAAGCGUCUAACACAGUUUACAAGGUUUGCAGCAAAACAGAACCAUGGGUGUAUAUUCACAACUGACCUCGCUGCAAGGGGAAUUGAUUUCCCAGCCGUAGAUAUUGUGGUUCAGUUUGACCUACCAGAUUCCACAACCACUUACACACACAGAGUUGGAAGAGCAGGACGUUUGUCAGUUGAAGGGUUUAGGAAUUACGGGAGAACAGUAAUUUUUAUUUCUGAUCAUGAAUCUGACUUUGUUAAGCUUCUUAAAACCCACAUUCCCAAUAAAAGUUCUAAGGGGACCACUGUAGUACACGAUGUUACUAAAUUAAUGGUUCCGCUGAUAGAGAGGAGAGAAGGUUAUGUGACUAGGAAGAUGCAGGCAAUAUUGGCAAAAGAAGCGUGGAUCAAGGAAAUGGCUCAGAGAGCACUGGUGGCGCAUCUUCGGUAUGUUACCACGAGAGCCUUACUACGGCCAAAUAACAACCAAAUCAUUGAGGAAAUUAACCAACUUUCAAUUUCCAUGGGCUUACCAUAUUCUCCAAACAUACAACUUACCAAUGGUGAUUCUAACGGUGCCCAGGUACAGAGUGGAAAGAAGAGCAAAUUGAGUAAAUUAAAGAACAAAAUCAAACAGAAAAAACUUAAAAAUGCCAUUGAUACAGAGGAAUUGGAUCAGAAAACUGAUUCUGAUGAAAAAGCUGAUGAAGUUUUGUAUUUGAGUAAGUCGUGUGUUAAUGACGAUAUUGACUUGCACGCCAAUUUGGUAAAAGACCCUGAACGUGAAAUCAAGCGUAAACUUACAAGUUCAAGGAACAAAUUAAGGCUAAAUAGAAGAGGCAUAGCAAAGAUUAGAGGUGUAGUCACACUUAAAGAAGCUGAACAAAACCACGUGUUCUUUUCUGACGAUGAACGUGUUGAUGAAGGUGGGGAUAAGUCUGAGUAUAUUUCAAAGUUACAGACUGAAAUUAGUCAAAAUGAUCAAUUUGACAAGGUUAACUAUAACCAAAUAAGAAGAGAAACUAAAAAAGCAAAACAAUCUUAA
Theileria parva strain Muguga is the source of this 2058-nucleotide messenger RNA. RefSeq names its product DEAD/DEAH box helicase family protein (gene dbp4). The record is from RefSeq and is a predicted model, not a curated record. Gene Ontology annotation, molecular function: ATP binding; nucleic acid binding. The transcript has 3 exons. The coding region runs from base 112 to 2058 and encodes 648 amino acids. NCBI's taxonomy places the organism in Eukaryota, Apicomplexa, Aconoidasida, Piroplasmida, Theileriidae. Gene Ontology annotation, biological process: rRNA processing. Gene Ontology annotation, cellular component: nucleus.